AACCAACCGAGGACGGGCGGAAACAGACAUGGCAGGGCGGCCAAUGCCCAGGUCCCUGUCCAAUCCGAAAAGACGCCAAAGAUACAAAUUACAAAGUACCUCGACUACAGCAUUGGAUGUGGGAGGUGGGCAAAUAUGAUGGAAUUCAAAUUCAGGGUGACGAUGGACUGAGCGAGGACAGGGGAGAGCAAACAUGAGCUCGCCCGGGUACUUUGGCAAAGAGGUACAGGUCGGAGUACAUUGCCAUGCCAUGUCUUUUCGGAACCGAAGUCGGGGUGGCUUGACGGGGGGCCGAGGAUUGGCAACCCGACAGGCUCAAUGCUGGCUAUGCCUCUGUCAAAGUCAGAAGCGGUCGGCUGAAGCAACAUGCUGGCCUUCAAUGAAAGGGCAGGCCGAAGAAAAAAAGGGCCAGAAAAGAAAGCGAAGUCGAGUUGCAGGGCAGUCCUGGGCAGCGAUGAUCGUCCCCUUGCCGCCGGAGGUGCAUGAUGGGCCGAGUCUCUGCGAGGAGACACAAUGACAAUGGCGCAGACAAACCGCUGGCGGGAAGAAGUGAGACAUGGCUCGCCGCGAGUGGCCCAUCGAAACCGCCACAACCCACCGCCGGUACCCAAGGACCAUGGGCAUCGGAAAUAGCAGCCCUUCCGCAAACUAGUUUCUGGCGUGUUGGCGCGUUGGCACUGUGCCCACUUGGUCCCAUUGUGCGAGCGGAGUCUUCAGCGGCACACUUCAGCGGCACACUUCAGCGGCACACUUCAGCGGCACACUUCAGCGGCACACUUCCUUCAGCGGCACAGUCAGUGGCACACUCAGCAACGCCCUUGACCCCCAUUAAUUAUCCCAGCAACCCAGUCGAGCAAAUCCGGUGUCCUCGGGAGGCGACAGGCGAGGCCCGUCAUGGGGGGCCACGGAACACGGACCACGGGUCAAAUGGCCAAGGGCACUCCGCACCAGCGGGCGCCGGCUCGCACGAUUGCGCCCGAGAUCCAAACGACCGGGGGUGUUGGAUAUUCGCUCAGUCAUCCACAUCGACGAGGAGGAGGCUGGCGGUGACGUUCAAGACAAGACAAGGGGUAGCCAGUCUGGAGUCUAGAGUCUGGAGACGCGAGCACCAUUGA
Ilyonectria robusta is the source of this 1115-nucleotide messenger RNA. RefSeq lists its product as uncharacterized. The record is from RefSeq and is a predicted model, not a curated record. The coding region runs from base 483 to 1115 and encodes 210 amino acids. The transcript is spliced from 2 exons. Lineage: Eukaryota; Fungi; Ascomycota; Sordariomycetes; Hypocreales; Nectriaceae.